AUGCGCGUCCCCUUGCACGCGCGUCCUCCGCCACUCCCAUCUGCGACUCUCUGCAAUCAUCGUCGCUGCCUUCAAUCACCCUAUUCGCCGCCUCUUCUCUCUCUUCCUCUCCCGCCCUGCUCGCCCCACAGCAGGCACCCCUACGACGCGCCUCGCGCCAUGCCGCCGUUCGCCCCCGACGAUCCCUAUGCGCGCCUGCCCGGCCCUCCCGGGCCCCCGCCAGGCGCUGAUCGCUACAGGCGGCCGUCAGCCUAUGACAUGCUGCCAGGUGGCGGCGGGCCCCCGCCUCCCCCCAUGUACCCGCCGCACUACCCGCCCACCGACGGGCCUCCCCGCAGGCCACCGCCAGCGGACGGGCCGCUCACCUACAAGCAGUUCAUUGCUGACCUGGACGAUGACGUGUCACCCGCUGACGCCGAGAAGAGGUACCUGGAAUACAAGACCAAGUUUGUCGCGGCGCAGAAGAAGGCGUUUUUCCACGACCACAGGAACGAGGAGUGGCUGCGAGCGCUCUACGACCCUGCUCGCCUUGAGAGCCUUGUGGACAGGCGCAUUGAGUUCGCGCAGCUGGAGAGCAAGCAGUUUCUUGAAAGCCUGCAGCGGGGCGACGCCGACCUGUCAGUGCCUCACUGCCUCACCACCUUUCCUUUCUCUUCCUUGCACCCGCGCCCUCCACUCUCGUGCACUCGGGCGGGGCAGCCGGCCCGCGUGGCGCACGACCUGGCGAGGGCGCUGGCGCUCGUGGCCAAGCUGGACCAGGAGAAGGGGCUCUGGGGCAAGCAGGGGGGCGCGCAGGGGGGCGCGGAAGGGGGGAAUUUUCUGCUGGGGGAGAACCAGGCGGGCGCGGAGGACGAGGCGGUGAAGAUCCGCGUGCCCGCGGGGGAGGGCGCGGGGGAGGCGCGGUGGCUGGCGGGCGUGGGACUGCUGGACGCGGUGCUGACGUACCUGUGGCGCGUGCACGGGGCGGACUACUACGGGGGCACGGAGCUGCGCGGGCUGCCCAAGGGGCUCCGACACGUGUGCGCUGAUGAGGGCGAGGAGGGCAAGGGGGACGGCGCAGGGGGAGGGGACGGUGGGGAGGGGUUUGAGGCGUGGGCGCGGCGGGUGGAUGAGGUGUGGCGGGUGCGCGUGGGGGCGGAGGGGGAGGACCCGGUGGUGGCGCUGGUGGGCAAGGCCCGCGUGGAGGCGCGCAUGGGCGCGGCCAUGGAGGGCAUGGUGAGGAAGAUCAAGGACGACAAGUACGGGUGGAAGUACGGGUGCAGUGCGCCCGGGUGCUCCAAGCUGUUCCACGGGCCUGAGUUCGUGGUGAAGCACCUCAAACUCAAGCACCCCGACCUGGUGGCGGAGCAGACAAACCGCAUCAAGGAGGACGUCUAUGAAGACAACUACAUGCGUGCAGUCGAAGAGGGGCAUGUGUCUGUCUUGUCUCGCUAUGUUGCCUCUUGCUGCCCAUUCACUCCUCUUUGUCUCCCCUCUCAUUCGCUUUCGCCCCUCCCCUCACCGUCCCCACCAUGCAGCGACCCCAACGCCCCUGUCCGGGGAAGGGAGGACAGGGAGAGGGACAGGGAGCGGGAGAGGGAGAGGGAGAGGGGGGGCCACGGCCACUCGCCGGUGCCCAUGUCGGCCCGCCUGGGUGCGCGCCUGCCCCCUCCCCCCGACCCCUAUGCCUUCCCCCCCGACCGCUUUGACCGCCCCCCGCCCUUUGACCGCCCUGCUGCCGGCCCCCCUCCCCCCAUGGGCGCUCCCCCUGAUGCUGGCGAGCCCUUCCCCGGGGAGCGCGGGGCGCGGUACGAGGGGGAAGUGUUUGACCGCCGGGGGGGCAGGGGGCGCGCGGGCGAGGGGGAGCGGUACGAGCAGAGGGGGCGGGAGGAGGGGCCGGAGGCAAUGGAGAGGUUCGAUGGGGGCGGGGGAGGGGAGUUCAUGGGACCGGGGGGAGGCGGGGGGAUGUUUGACGACAGGGGGCCGCACCUGGAGGGUCCCCCCCCGCCCAUGCUGAUGGGCGGCCCGGGCGGGCCUGUGGAGGGGCCGCCUGUGUUUGACGUGUUUGACGGCCCACCGCCCCCCCUGCCGCCCUUUGGGCCGCCCAUGCCGCCGCACAUGGCACGACGCCCACCCGCCGCCCCAGGGGGGCCGUUUGGGGCGCCGCUGCCGCCCGUGCUCAUCCCCGUGCCCGGUGCCGGCCCGCUGGGACCGUUCCUGCCAGCCCCACCAGAUCUGGCAGCGCGCAUACUGAGGGACCCCUCCUUCCGCCCGCCGCCCUCGCUCUUUGACGGCUUCGACGGCCCGCCCCCCCCGCCACCCUUCGACGGGCCGCCCCUGGACCUGCCCCCUGACGCCCCCCUUCCCCCCGCUUCCGGGCCCGCGGGCCCUGCUCCUGGUGGAGAGGAGGGGCGCUCCCCCCCUCCCCCCUCGGGAGGCGGGGGAGGGGCGCGAGGGGAGGCAGCACGGGGGAGAGCAGGGGCAGGGGGGAGGGACGGGGGAGGGGGGAGGGCAAGAGGGGGGCGGGAGGGGCCGUAUGGCAGUCCGGGGAGGUUUGGGGGGAUGGGCAUGGGGAUGAGAGGCAUGGGCAUGGGCAUGGGCAUGGGCAUGGGCAUGGGCAUGGGACCGAUGGGAAUGAUGCCCAUGAUGGGCGGGCCUCCUCAUGACCCCCGCGGCAUGCGCAGCUAUCGCGACUUGGAUGCACCGGAUGACGAGGUCACGGUCAUCGAUUACCGCACGCCCUCCUCCAAGUCCACGUCACUCUAUAUCGUGCGGCUGCGCUCCGCCCUUCCCCUCGCCGCGUAUCGGGGCGGAAUAGCGAGCUUCCCGGGAUGGAUGGACGACGACGACGACGAAUCUACCGGUCCGUCUGGUCUGCAGGCGACGGUGGAGACGGUUGCGCAAGAGGCGGCGACGCUGUCCGGCAGAAUUCCGCGGCGCGCGCGGCUGAGCAUGGAGAACCCGCAGCUCAAGGCGUACGCGCAGAUGCUCGAGGCGCAGCAGACGCGAAUCGCGUCUGAUGUGGGCGUGACAGUCACGCCGCUCACCAUCGACUCCCCCACCUUCCUCGCCAUGCGCGCCCCCGGGUCGCUGUGGCCCGCGAACGGCGGGCAGGCGAGGGCGGGCGAGGGCAUGGUGGUGGGCGUGGUGGACUCGGGCGUGUGGCCCGAACACCCCUCCUUCAGCAACGCCGGCUUCCCCUCCUCGCGCCCCGCUGGCUGGUCGGGCAAGUGCGACACGACGAGCGAGUUCAAGUGCAACAACAAGGUCAUUGGCGCGCGCGGGUUCUACAAGGGCUUUAAGGAGGACACCGGUGGGCCCGACCUGUCGAAAGACUGGCUGUCGCCUCGCGAUUCGUAUGGCCAUGGCACGUGGUGUGCAGGGUACGUGGUGUGCAGGGUACGUGGUGUGCAGGGUACGUGGUGUGCAGGCGCAGCAGUGGGCAACAAGGACGUGCCCAUGGCGGGAGGCAGGGCGAGCGGCAUGGCGCCGGCUGCGCGCCUGGCAGUGUACAAGGUUAUCUGGUACGCCGAGGGCUCCUUCUUUGGCGUGCAGGCGGACGUGGAGGCGGCCGUCAACCAGGCCGUGGCGGACGGCGUGGACACCCUCUCUCUCUCGCUGGGAGGGGUGGAUCCGAGAGAAACCUACUUCUCCCACAUGCCCUACCUCGCUGCUAACCUCGCGGGGGUGCUCGUGGCGUUUGCGGCAGGCAACGGUGGCGCUCCUGGCUAUGACCCAAGCGGUUACCGCACGAUUGAGAACUUCUCCCCGUUCUACCUCACAGUGGGGGCAAGCACCAUUGGCCGAGGUGGUAUAACCCUGAAGGCCGCUACACCAGCAGGCGCACCUCUCAGCAACUCAUCAACGGCCCCUGCAGCCACGGCCUACCCUGCCGUGGCUGAUUUCUCCUCCACCGGUCCCCUCAGGGGCCCUUCCACUGACGCCCCCGCCACUCUUCCCACCAACAGCAUCUUAAAGCCCGACAUUGUGGGCCCGGGCGUGGAUCUCUAUGCAGCAUGGCCAGCUGAGAAGGUGGGCAGGCCGGGCAGCUACGCCCAGCUCUCGGGGACGUCCAUGUCAACGCCUCACUUGGCGGGCAUUGCGGCUCUCAUCAUGCAGAAGCACCCCUCGUGGAGCCCCGCACAGGUCAUGUCCGCCAUUAUGACCACCGCCAAGACCACUGACACCAGCGGUGCUGCCAUCGAUAAUGGGUAUGGUGAGGCUGCUACGCCGUGGGAGAUGGGGUCUGGCCAUGUGUUCCCACCCAAGGUGCUGAAUCCUGGCCUUACAUACGACGCCCGGGCAGGUGCUUAUCGGAAUUUUCUAGCCGGGCAGAGUAUGAAGCAGGCACGGAAGCACUUCCCAGGAGCGGAUGCCCAGUCGUACUUGGCGAUCAAGGCGCAGGCGGCCCGAAAGGCUGCCAACGACGCGGAAGCGGUGACGAAUGCAGCGCUGGCGGAUUACAACAACAAGCUCAACGCGGAGGCUGCAAUUCAGAAGAUCAUUGACGACGCGAACGCUGAUUUGAAUAAUGCCCAGACGAAUCUCACGGCUAAGAAGAAGCAGCUGGACGACGCGAAGGUCAAGGCUGAGCCAGCACGUCAGGAGAUGAUAAGGCAACGAGCAGCGAGGAAGGCGGAGCAGGACUACCACGACGAGCUUGAGCAGCAGGCGAAGGAGUCGGACAUCGACGCGGCAGAGCUGCAAAAGGACCUCGUCCCCGCGCAGGAGCACCUGGACCUCGCCAACCAGCUCCUCGCCGACCAGAUCCUCAUCGCCCAGGAGGCCACCGCCGAUUCCACCUACUACGCGCGACGCGCCGCGAAGCUCAAGACUCCAGAGGCGCAGGCAGAGGCCGCCGAAGCGCAGUUAACCCGUGCUCGGGCGAAUCGCAUCCAGGGGGCGCUUGCGAGGCAGGUGGCGCUCGCGAAGGAUGUCUUGGAGUCGAUGCAGGCCGACUUGGCGUUCGCGUUGAAGGACAAGGUCGACACUAAGAAGGCAGUGGCAGAUCACGUGGGCGACCUGAACAAGGCGAAGAAGGACGCGGCAGACGCGGAAGCCACGUACAUCAAAUACAUGAACGACAUGAAGACGCUGCCCGCUGUUAUCAACCAGCUCACCGCCGACGUCAAGGUGAAGACGCUAAACGCAGCUAAGCACGUGCAGGUGGAGCACGUGCGGGUGGAGCACGUGCGGGUGGAGCACGUGCGGGUGGAGCACGUGCGGGUGGAGCACGUGCGGGUGGAGCACGUGCGGGUGGAGCACGUGCGGGUGGAGCACGUGCGGGUGGAGCACGUGCGGGUGGAGCACGUGCGGGUGGAGCACGUGCGGGUGGAGCACGUGCGGGUGGAGCACGUGCGGGUGGAGCACGUGCGGGUGGAGCACGUGCGGGUGGAGCACGUGCGGGUGGAGCACGUGCGGGUGGAGCACGUGCGGGUGGAGCACGUGCAGGUGGAGCACGUGCGGGUGGAGCACGUGCGGGUGGAGCACGUGCGGGUGGAGCACGUGCGGGUGGAGCACGUGCGGGUGGAGCACGUGCGGGUGGAGCACGUGCGGGUGGAGCACGUGCGGGUGGAGCACGUGCGGGUGGAGCACGUGCGGGUGGAGCACGUGCGGGUGGAGCACGUGCGGGUGGAGCACGUGCGGGUGGAGCACGUGCGGGUGGAGCACGUGCGGGUGGAGCACGUGCGGGUGGAGCACGUGCGGGUGGAGCACGUGCGGGUGGAGCACGUGCGGGUGGAGCACGUGCGGGUGGAGCACGUGCGGGUGGAGCACGUGCGGGUGGAGCACGUGCGGGUGGAGCACGUGCGGGUGGAGCACGUGCGGGUGGAGCACGUGCGGGUGGAGCACGUGCGGGUGGAGCACGUGCGGGUGGAGCACGUGCGGGUGGAGCACGUGCGGGUGGAGCACGUGCGGGUGGAGCACGUGCGGGAGGAGCACGUGCGGGUGGAGCACGUGCGGGUGGAGCACGUGCGGGUGGAGCACGUGCGGGUGGAGCACGUGCGGGUGGAGCACGUGCGGGUGGAGCACGUGCGGGUGGAGCACGUGCGGGUGGAGCACGUGCGGGUGGAGCACGUGCGGGUGGAGCACGUGGAGGGCGAAGGGAAGCACGCAGAGAGGGAGAGGAAGGCAGCACAGAGGCAUGCGGCUUACCGUCUCUGCAGGCAAUGCGGGGGCCCUCGAUGGCGCUGA
Molecule: messenger RNA, 6171 nt
Organism: Closterium sp. Yama58-4
Lineage: Eukaryota; Viridiplantae; Streptophyta; Zygnematophyceae; Desmidiales; Closteriaceae
Source: the annotation of a GenBank genome assembly